This is a messenger RNA of Bombina bombina (fire-bellied toad), 2917 nucleotides long. Its product is annotated as glutamic acid-rich protein. The transcript is spliced from 6 exons. NCBI's taxonomy places the organism in Eukaryota, Metazoa, Chordata, Amphibia, Anura, Bombinatoridae. Bases 2391 to 2822 code for a protein of 143 amino acids. The record is from RefSeq and is a predicted model, not a curated record.
AUGCACUAUUGACUGGAUGCUGAAAUAAAAAAACCCCGGUAUAAACAAACAGAGAAGAGGCAUAGGCUACAUUCAGCACGCAUACAAUUACAGGCUCAGGUCCCCUAGAAGGAAAAAAAGAAAAAAUGAACAACAAGAGAUUAAUUUAUAUCUAGCCUAUUCCCACUCUGCUCGGGUCUGAGCUGCUAUAUGAGAAGUCCCGUUCUAUAUAGAAGUCCUUGUCUAAGGUCAGUGGGGGAUCACGGCAGUCUCUUAUGCCACGAGUAUGGUGCAGUCCCCAGUGGCCCACCCCGGAGCCGGCCGCAUCUCCCGAACAGGCCACCGGGAGCCAAAGGGCAGUUUUUAGGCUGCUAUCUGUAGCUGAAGAAAUCUGGUACCUCGAUGCAGGCUCCUCUAUGGUAGGUUGCUCAAAAUGGCAUAGUGAAGUACUGAUCAGUGUCAGGACUUGCUGCAGAGUCACCUUCGAAGCGUGUGAGAUGGGUGAGCCAGAUGUUUUUAGGCUUCUUCCUAAACUGACCACAUUCUCGAAUCCUGGGGUCUCCUUAGGCUCUCCGGAGCAAACAAUAAGAGGCAAUUCUGUUGUAGAGUGUAACUCCGGUGCCAGACUGGAAGCGUGCGUAGACGAGAGUGACGGCUGGUCGCCAUCUUUCAUGAAGGCCUCUCUGACUUCAGCUUUGAGGUUCUCAAACUGUGCAUCCAUCUUUAGGGAGAGAUCUUGGAAUAAGGUUAGUGCUAUGAGACUAAAGCCCUCCAUCCUGUUAUGAGUGGCCAGCAGCCCACUAGCCCAAUAGAACCCGGGUUACCGGGGGGUUUGAUUAGGUGUAAAAGUAUGUAUGUGUAGACCGUCACCUAUAAUUCACAGUUCUGCCGCAGAGGAUUCCGGAUGUUAUAAUCCCAAUAAGGCUAUAGUCUCCAGACACAGAUAUUAGUAUAAGGCAGUCUUGGAGCCCAGAGAAAAAGUCGUCUAGCUUGAGUAGUCGUUGCAGGCUUUUGUAGGCUCCAGUUAGCGGUGACGGCCUGAGGUCAAAAAAGGCUAAAUCAGCUCCUGUUUAGACUGAUGCGGGAAUCAUGGAGACUUUCAUUACUGCAGAAUAAGCAGUGAAGAGAUCUGAUAGAUACUUGAGAAAAAUGCAAAUUAUAUCCCGAGUAAAUUUAUCAAUCUUAAGAAUAUUCCCAGGAGCUUCAUAAAAUGCAACUGAUCAUGGCCGCUUCUUAGCCACUCCCCCCAUUUUCUUUUUUUAAAGUCCAUAGAUAUUUAUGAAUUCCUUUUUUUAACUUGUUUUACAUGUAAUGUUUUUAUUUUUUUUUAGGUGACAAUGGUUAUCCAUGUAGGCCAUGGCUUUUGACCCCAGUCCAAUCACCUCAUACACGUGCAGAAUUAAAAUUUAAAGAGUCACAUCGUACCACAAGAACUGCUAUAGAGAGAACUUUUGGUGUGUUAAAGAUGCGAUUUAGGGUGUUGGACCUUUAGGAGGAGACCUGCAAUACUCACCUGAGAAAUGCAAUGAUAUUAUUCUUGUCUCCUGCAUGUUGCAUAAUAUUGCCAUUUCACAAGGAAACCUAGAUGAUGUGUGUCCAGAGGAUCCUAUAGAGGAUCUUUAUGUUCCACAAGACAUAUUUUCGCAUAUUUCAAACUAGUAAAUACGAAUGCAUUGCUUGAUAGUCAGGUUCGAGCUUUUUUUGAUAAAUGGCUUAUUUUAAUUUUAGAACUGUAAUGCAGGAGCAGUAUGUAGGGAAUUAGGGAAUAUUCACUGUAUAAUAUAGUUAUGAGAGCAGAAUUAGUCACCUUCUUAGAAUGAAAUAGUUGAUUCACAGAAGUUAGUAUGCAGAUAUGAUACAGUUGGUAAGUUGUGCACAAACAUAUAGCAGGUGUAAAAACAAUUACCUUCUAUUUGAGAGAUUACGGUAAACACAGGUAAGUAGCUUGAAUAACAUUACAACAGUUCAGGUAGGAGAUAUGACAAGUUUUACCUUGGUCUUUAUGCUUGGUACCUGCAGAUGAAUAGCGCAGUCUGAUUUUCCUAAUCACCGCUGUGAAGAGGGAGAGGUGUACCUCUGCAGGGAAGCUUGUGAGAGCGCAGCUGACAGGCUGCAGCGCAGGAGGCGCGAAGGACGCUUGUGAGAUGGUGACACAGCAGGACUGUGGUAGCUUCAGUAGAGGCCGCUGGAGGUUUGCACCGGAAGUGGAUGCGGAGUUAGAGUCAAAACAAGAAUAGGGCCCAGGUACCUUUGCCCCAUUGAGAUGACUUCUUCCAGUUCUGGGGGGGAAUUAGACCCACUCCAUAUGGUAUUCAUGGACAAUGAUGGGACUGAUAGAACAGGAAGACAUAGGAGGACAAAUCGUCGGACAAAUCGUCGGACAAGGCCAUUAAACAAGGCCAUUAAACAAUAUGGACUCUAAUGAUGCGGAAGAACUUGAAAUUCCAUCAAUUCCAGUAGAUGAAGAAAAUAUAAACAAUGAACAAAUUCAGCAUGAUGAGUCCAAUGAGGCGGAAGAGCAGAAUAUUAAUAUUGAGAUUGAACAACAGAUUCAAGAGGAUGAAGAUUUGGAGCAAGAGGAAGGGGUGGAGCAAAAUGAAGAGGUGGAGCAAGAGGAAGAGCAGGUGCAUUCAGGAACAGCAGCUAUCCAAGAAAAAAGAAGCACAGAUGAGAUGCAGGAUGAGGACUCUGCUUCACCACAAUAUUAUGACUGGAUUCCUGAGGAUGAUAAAAUUUGGGUGAACAAAAAAGAUCUUUUAGAAGUCCUGCUUAAAGCAGAAAUUGGACUUAUAAGUAACUACUCCACAGUGCGGAAAAUGCGAAUGAGAUACGGAAAAAAUUAAAAUUAUUUUAGUAUAUUAUUAAAACCUGAAAAACUGAAUGUGACAAUAACAUAUUUUUUAUUUUUGUAAUUAAUAAAAAAUGUAUAUAUGAUUUG